AUGCGCUUCGUUAACCUUGGAAACUGCAUCGAGUCCCCCAGGCGUGAGGGUUGGAAAAUUUCCCUUCUUUAGCAGCUAGUUAGUCGUUGCUCUGCCAUCGGAUGAACGCAAUAUGCAUCGUUCCACGUGUUGGGAGAUUGUGAUCUUGACGACAACGAUCUUGAUCGUGGGCUCGUGCUUCGGCGAUUGGGUGGAAAUUCCGUACCUGCAGCCGUCGACCACCACCCAGAAGACCACCAUCAUCCGGAAGAACAUCAACCGUCCGGCGUUUGUGGUCGAUUCGGGAUUUAUGAGCCACGUUUUGCCUCCGUUCUCGAUCGAUAGCGAUCGCGGUUCGGAAGAGUCCGAGGAGGAAGAGGACAGUGAUGAGCCAAAGCAGUCGCCAAUAAAUUAUGCCACGUUGUCGCCGCCAGUCAGGAUCAGCAAUCUGAUUGAUUUUGAGGAGUUCAAACGGCGAUCUACAACCACCACCACCACUACUACGGAAUCGCCGUCCAGCAGUUUUCCGGAGAAGUACUCCCAUUUCCAGAAACGGAUCUACGAAUAUCCACGAGUGAAUGUGUCCAACAAGUUGGGGUGGACCGCGCCUACAGAUGAGCUGCACUUUGUGACGAGUGAUUCGGACAAGGUGUCCACGAGCCACGUGCUACCAGAUCGUCAACCGAAGAGUAACAAAUACCAGGAGGAAUCGAUCGAGUACUUGCAUGGCUUUGCACCGGGAUCAACGCUUCAUCGACCACCACAGAAACCAGUGAGCGAUCGAGUGGAAAUACCCGCUGAUUCCUCCUCGGAGGAAAGCGAUCAUCAAUCUGAUGAACCCAACACAUCCGAGGAAUUCUACCGCAAUCGGACUACCCAAGAACCACCACAAGACGACAAGGACCGCUUCCAAGACUUCGAUGACUACGAAGAGCUUCAUCCCGGAGGAUCGUUCAGCAAUAUAACCGUUGUCAAACGUCGUCGACGGCCUGGUCCGCCGGGACGGGUCACCAUUGUGAAGGUUUUUCCUCCACGGCGUCACCUUAGACCGACGACCGAUCCGGGCAAUGAAGGUGGCUUCCCCGGUUUCAUCAGUUUCCUCAAGCGCAUGCAGGACAAGUUCAUGCAACGGACGGCCAAGAACAUCGGCGAUAAGAUCAAGAUAUUGCAGGAUCUGAAGGAUCAGCUACUGCUCAGUAUCGAAAGAAAAAUGUCCCUGUUGUGGCGUGAUCGGAACGUACAGACCGAGGGUAAUCAGAAGAUGGGUAAUCGACGCGUGAAGCGAGGGGGAGGCGGUUGGAUGGAUUAUGGAGACGGCGGUCACGGUGGGAUGGACUUCCCGUCCGCGGAGGCCGCCUUGCUAACAAUUUCCUUUCUCACAUUUGCUGUGUUUCUCAUAAAACUGGUUCUGCAAGUGAUCAACACAAUCAAAUCGAAACACUACACGUACAACACGCUGGCCGGGAUGAAUGGGCUCAGUGGGGCCACAUUGAAAGUUGUCAACCGAAGCAAACGAAGUGGCGAUAAUGGCGCCGAGGAUCACUGGAAGCACAAUUUGGAUAUUUUGAGUGCGAUCAACAAUUACAAAUUUUCGUAAGUACUCUACCAUAUAUCUAGUACCUAAUAAUGCUAAAGUAAGAGAA
Molecule: messenger RNA, 1622 nt
Organism: Aedes aegypti (yellow fever mosquito)
Lineage: Eukaryota; Metazoa; Arthropoda; Insecta; Diptera; Culicidae
Exons: 3
Coding region: 113-1576 (487 amino acids)
Source: RefSeq, a predicted model, not a curated record